This is a messenger RNA of Entamoeba nuttalli P19, 786 nucleotides long. RefSeq names its product Smr domain containing protein. The transcript has a single exon. The record is from RefSeq and is a predicted model, not a curated record. The coding region runs from base 1 to 786 and encodes 261 amino acids. NCBI's taxonomy places the organism in Eukaryota, Evosea, Mastigamoebida, Endamoebidae.
AUGGGAUUACUUUGCAUUUUUAUUAUUGGUAUAUUAGCUUAUCUUGGCUAUCUUAUUUAUAAGAAAGAAUUAACAUGGCCUAUUGAAGAUUCAAUUAUUUACAAAAAAGUAUUAGUUAUGAUUGAACAAGCAAAUGCCACAAUUAAAGAAAAACAAAAACAUCUUAAAACUGAUGAAAUUACUUCUCCUAAAACAGAAAAAACUCAAACAGAAAUUAAAACAAAGUCUGAUGAUAAUGUAGUUCAUGUACCAAAACCAAAAGGAGAUGAACCAGUUAUAGAAGAUAGACCAAAUGGUAAGAAAGAAGUUGUUUCUGGUGAUAAAAGUAUUUUGAUUGAUAGAAUUAAAUCAAAGCACUUUGAUUCAGUUGAUCAAAAAUUUAAUGAAGCUACUCAAUUAAGAGAGAAAUACAUCAAAGCUAAAGAUGCUAAAUCACCAGAAAAGAAUGAAUUAUUUGAAAAAUAUGAAGCUACUAGAAAAGAGGCAGAAGAAAUGAAAAAGAAAGCAACUAUUGCUAUUUUUGAAGAAGUAAAUAUUUAUAUGGUUGAUGAAGAUGCUAUUGACUUACAUGGUCUUCAAAUAGAUGGAGCUCUUGAUAUGGUUAAAGAUCAAAUUAAUAAAAGAAAAACAGCUGGAAAGUCAAUUGUUAAAGUUCAAUGUGGAAUGGGACAUCAUAAUACUGUUGGAUUCUCUAAAAUUAAAGAGGCUGUAGUUAAAUAUUGUCAAGAUGAAAAGUUAUCAUUUACAGAAGAUAAAGAACAUGGAUUUGUAAACAUUUCAUUAUAA